Messenger RNA from Miscanthus lutarioriparius, 1023 nucleotides. The record is from the annotation of a GenBank genome assembly. NCBI's taxonomy places the organism in Eukaryota, Viridiplantae, Streptophyta, Magnoliopsida, Poales, Poaceae.
AUGGAGGGAAUAAGGUACAAUGUCUUGACUCAGGACGACCUCCGCGUGCGGCAAGAGGUGGACACGCACAAGGUGGGCGAAUUGCUGUCCAUCGCCCCGGGGCUCGCCGCGGUCCUCCUGCGCCACUGCCAAUGGAGACCCGAGCGCGUCCAGGGCGGGUGGUUCGACAACGGGGAGGCGUUUCACGUCGCCGUUGGCCUGCCAUCGUCGGAGGACGACGUCUCCGGUCCCAGGGUGCUCACAGACCGCACGCCCAACUGCCGAUGCUUCGACGGCAGCCCCGGCCGGCCGUCUAGAUCGUCGGGUUGCUCCCACUACUACUGCGACGAGUGCUGGCGCAGGUACAUCCGCUUGGCGAUGGACGACAAAGGCCCGCGGUGCCUGCCGCUGCGGUGCCCGCACCCGUCAUGCGUGGUGCCCGUCGUGUGGGAGCUAGUCGUCGAUGUGGUCCACGACGCCGACGCGGACACCAUGCUGGCCCUGUACGAUCAGUUCAUGCUCCUGUCCUACGUGGAUGACAGCGGCGGCAGGAUCCAGUGGUGCCAUGGCCGCGCUUGCAGCCGUGCCGUCGAGUUUCUCGGCAGCAGCGAUGGCGAUGAUUCUGCUUCCACGGACGUGUUGUGCGAGUGCAGGCACGGCUUCUGCUGGACAUGUGGCAAGGAGCCUCACCGUCUGGUGUCGUGCGACGCGGCGCGAGCAUGGGUGGACGAGAAUAGGCCGCUGCAGGCUUCGCUGGACGACCUGAAGAGAGCUACUGGUUCGAGAACAUGGCCACUGAUCUGGGCAUCGAGGAACAAGUGCGAGCUGUUCGGCUGCUUGCUCAAGGAAGCCAAGGAUUCGCUCGACAGCCUGCAGCUCUGCGCCGAGCAGGAGAAAGAGAAACUGACGCUCUGCAACACCGACGUGGUAGCCAUUGCCGAGACGUACUCGGCCUCCAAGAAGACGGUCAUGGACCACACCAGAGAGACGCGGCAGCACUUCGACAGUCUGGUGAAAGCGGCCGAGACCCAUUUUCAAGACUAA